This is a messenger RNA of Dinoponera quadriceps, 3650 nucleotides long. It is a transcript of the gene Ids, whose product is annotated as iduronate 2-sulfatase. The record is from RefSeq and is a predicted model, not a curated record. The coding region runs from base 1732 to 3597 and encodes 621 amino acids. Gene Ontology annotation, molecular function: iduronate-2-sulfatase activity. NCBI's taxonomy places the organism in Eukaryota, Metazoa, Arthropoda, Insecta, Hymenoptera, Formicidae. The transcript is spliced from 10 exons.
UCAUGGUGCGUGGGGCCUGUCACCUUCGCGCGCACUGCGUCCGUCUACUGCGUCAUUCUGCGUGCGACUGACAAAGCGAGCCGAUGAGCAGGCGGGCGGGCAGACAAACGAACGAGCGGUCGAUCGGUUGAACGAGCGAGUAGCCAGUGGACGACAAUGAUGUCACCCGCGCGAAACGUCGAUCCUCGGGUUUUCGCCGUCGGGGAAACGCGCCACGACGUAGUGGCGCGCGUGCGGCUUCCUCUCGCUUCGCACUCCGUUCGCGUUUCUCUCUCUCUCUCUCUCCCCCUCCUUUAUUUCUCUCUCCUUUUUCCGUUCUCUGUCUUUCACGGGGUCCACUCGUCGUGGGCACGACGACGAGCGCGCGACGAUAACGGGCACUGUGAUAACACGCACGCGACGUAAGCGACGGUCCGCACUGCGCGACUGGACGCGGGCGAAAUGCGCGACGGAUCCGCCACUGGCUGCUACCGUUUCGCGUUGGCGUCAACGUCGUCGUAGUCGGGGUACGCGUGUGUGUGUGCGUGCGUGCGUCAACAUCGCGCGCUCGCGGCCGUCUACUUGGCUGUCCCCAAAGAACGAAAACAAUAAUCAGCUGAUUCGCCGAUACGACGGCGCGAAGAAGAGUGGGGAGAACGAGAUCGGCUGCGAUCGGAAGUAGCCUCGCUCGCUUGCUCUCUUCCUUCCACUCGUUCGCUCGCUCACUCUCUCUCAUUCGCGAUCGCUCGAGACUGAGUAAUCGAUGGUUGACCUCGACGUCACGGUUAAUCCUGACAACUUCAGCCAACCUCGGUCUCCGACGUUCUCUCUCUCUCUCUCUCUUUCUUCCUCCCUCUCUCUUUUUCUCUCUCUGCAGAAACAUCGGUCCAUAUUUUGAACUCGCUUUCAUCGAUAAAAGUGCCUUGCACUCUGCUGUUCUGUUCGGGUCUAUUUGACCCGAAAUCAUCUUUAUCUCGCUGUUACAUUCUUAUGUGAUUUUAUGUGAUUCGAGUGAGCGUUUUGACAUUUCGCUUGGCUUCGUAGCUCAAGAACAUUAAUUUGAAAUGCCAGCACGCUCACUCAUUCAUCAUAUAACAAUGUAACAGGGAAGUAAGAGUGAUUUCGGGUCAUACAGGCCCGAGCAAAACAGCAAGGUUAAUGUGAUUUCUCAACCAAUCGGGUGGUUCCUGCGCCACUUUCAGAGGCACUUUUGUCGAUAAAAGUGAACUCAGAAUACGGACCAUCGUUUCGGGGGAAUAAUUCAUCUGGUCAUAUUAAGAAUAUAAAUAUACAGAUGAUAAGGAGGGGGGUAACGACAAGUUAACGACAACAAAGAAGGAAUAAUGCGGGUCGAGGGAGCGAGCGUGAAGCGCAACAUCGCCGCGACCAGCUAGUGCUAUUACGGAAUGUAAGGCCUCGUUAGGUGACGUAAAUCUGUAAAUUGUGAUAUUGAACUACUGCGGCAAGCGUACAGCGGACCGACCGACCGACAAUGAACAGCAGUGCCUCGCGGGGCUAACCAGCUGUCGCGACAUCGCCAGCUGACUUCGACGGUCACGUGAGAUCGCCCAGGUGACGCGCAGGCUGGCGCGCUGAAUUCAACGGCGACUGCCACAACUCGCGUGCCUUCGAUUUAGAAGCGGACUCGUAGGAACAAAUAGUUCGAAUGAUGAAUAUGGGGAGGAACGGGAACACCUUUCUAACGUAAUCACCGGGCACACUCCCCUCUCAAAGCGCAUACGUUAAGUCAAUAUGACGAUGUUUACCGUGACCUGCUUCUGUUUAAUCGCAAUUACACUAGCUCACGAUGCCGCCGCCGCUCGUCCGAAUUUCUUGCUGAUCAUCGUCGAUGAUCUGAGGACCAGUCUGGGAUGUUACGGCGAUAACAACGCGUACACACCGAACAUCGACGCUUUGGCAGAGGAUAGCGUUGUUUUCGCCGAAGCGUUCGCACAGCAGGCUUUGUGUGCGCCUAGCAGGAAUUCACUUUUGACAAGCAGAAGACCGGAUACUCUUCAGCUGUAUGAUUUCUACAGUUACUGGCGCGAUACAGUUGGCAAUUAUACCAGUUUACCGGAGCAUUUAAAGAACAAUGGUUACACCACGAUGUCCAUAGGAAAAGUAUUUCAUCCAGGUAUAAGUUCCAAUAAAUCUGACGAUAGUCCUUAUUCGUGGACCGAGAAACCUUUUCAUCCUUACACAGAUAGAUAUAAAAACGCUCCCGUUUGCAAAGCAAGCUCACAAUCAAAAGCGGCACGAAAUAUCGUAUGUCCGGCACACGUUUCAACUAUGCCAAAUAAAACAUUGCCCGAUAUUGAGACGUUACAGGAAGCGAGAAGAUUCAUACAUAAGCACAGAAGAGACUCCAAACCCUUCUUCCUCGCUGUUGGCUUUCAGAAACCUCAUAUACCGUUGAAGUAUCCUGACCGUUUCCUAAAAUAUCAUCCGAUUCAUAAAUUUAAAAUACCUGAGCCAUAUCUGUGGCCGAAUGAUGUAGAUAACGUCGCUUAUAAUCCCUGGACCGACCUUCGAUGGAGACAAGACGUGGCAGAGUUGAAAUUAAAGUUUCCAUGGGAAAAAAUUCCAGAGAAGUUCGGCAAGCUGAUUAUCCAAUCGUAUUAUGCAGCCGUGUCCUACAUUGACAAUCUGAUUGGCAAACUUAUGUAUCAGUUGCACGUCUCGAUGGUUCGAGAGAAUACUAUCGUAAUAUUAACAUCUGAUCAUGGUUGGGCACUUGGAGAACACGCUGUUUGGUCGAAGUACAGCAAUUUUGACGUUUCUGUACAUGUACCUUUAUUAAUAUCGAUCCCAACGCUCACAUUUGAUUCCGUUAAUUACCACGUUGGAGCUGUCGAUCGUACAAAAUGUACCGCAAAAGUAGCAAACAUCGCCAGUGAAACUGAUGAUUUAAAGUACGUGAUACUGAAUACUACGAAAAUCGGCGACUCGAAAACGCGUGGAAAUACAGGAUAUUAUAUGGACAAACGCAAGAGGAAAGUCUCAAAGGUGUAUAAUCGACAACGAUAUGAUAAAUUUAUAAAGAGCGAUGCGUCAUAUCGUGGAAUGCAGAGGAAACGUAAAGUCACGAAUGCGAUCGUGGAACUCGUCGACAUAUUUCCGACGAUCGCGGACUUGGCGGGCGCGCCUGUACCGAUGUGUCAAAUUCACAUUGAUAGAGAGCACGAGUCACGCUUAAGCAAUCUUACUUAUCGGAAGGAAUCCGAUCCUUGUAGCGAGGGUAUCACACUUCUACCGCUCAUAAGGAGUAUCUCACGAUGCCAGGACAUAUCCUGGAAGAAGGCAGCGUUCAGCCAAUAUCCAAGACCGGGAAUUCAACCUACGCUCCACCCAAACAGCGAUAAACCACACUUGAGAGAGAUAACUAUAAUGGGCUACACUCUGAAAAGCAACGACUAUCGUUACACCGCGUGGAUACCGUUCGCGCAUGAAACGUGUAAACCAGACUGGAAUGUUCUUAUCGCGGAGGAAUUGUAUGAUCAUAGGGUGGACAGGGCAGAAAAUUUCAAUAUAGCCGCUACGCCAGAUCUGUCAAGUACAAAGGAAUACCUAAGGUCGUUGUUGAGAAAUGGGUGGAGAAGUGCUCUUCCAACGUACUGAAUUUCAACGCUUCAGUGCCAUGUAAAUAUUAGUCAUAAUCAAUGUUUAGUAUA